This is a messenger RNA of Indicator indicator, 2295 nucleotides long. It is a transcript of the gene VWCE, whose product is annotated as von Willebrand factor C and EGF domains. Gene Ontology annotation, molecular function: protein binding; calcium ion binding. Lineage: Eukaryota; Metazoa; Chordata; Aves; Piciformes; Indicatoridae. The record is from RefSeq and is a predicted model, not a curated record. Gene Ontology annotation, biological process: cellular response to virus. The transcript is spliced from 20 exons. Bases 1 to 2295 code for a protein of 764 amino acids. Gene Ontology annotation, cellular component: cytoplasm.
AUGUUGGUGGAGCUGCUCUUCCAUGCUGCCUGUGUGUCCCUGUUCUUCCCGGGAAGCCAGGGCAGGGUCUAUCCCGGCAAGAAGAAGCCAACCAGCUUUGCUGUAGAGAGACGUCGCCUGGGACCCCAUGUCUGCUUCUCAGGCUUUGGCAGCGGAUGUUGCCCCGGGUGGAUGGUGGCCCCAGGCAGUGGCCACUGCACCCUGCCUCUUUGCUCCUUCGGCUGCGGCAGUGGCUUCUGCAUUGCUCCCAACCUCUGCUCGUGCCCGGAUGGAGAGCAGGGCGUCACCUGCCCAGAGCCACCAGGGACGUGUGGGGAGUACGGCUGUGACCUCUCCUGUAACCACGGUGGGUGCCAGGAGGUCUCCCGAGUCUGCCCUCUUGGCUUCUCCAUGCUGGAGACGACCAACGGCGUGCGCUGCACCGACAUCGACGAGUGCCUGAGUGCUGCCUGCGAAGGGCUCUGCGUCAACACCGAGGGCGGCUUCGUCUGCGAGUGCGGCCCUGGCAUGCAGCUCUCCGCCGACCGCCACAGCUGCCAGGAUACAGACGAGUGCCUGGCCACGCCGUGCCAGCACCGCUGCAAGAACAGCGUCGGCAGCUACCGCUGCUCCUGCCGGCCUGGCUACCACCUGCACGGCAACCGCCACUCCUGCCUGGACGUCAACGAGUGCCGGUGGCCCGGGGGGCGCCGCGCCUGCCACCACUCCUGCCACAACACCCCGGGCAGCUUCCUCUGCUCCUGCCGCCCCGGCUACCGCCUCAGCGGGGACAGGGUCUCCUGUGAAGGUUACCCCAAAUCCAUCCUGGCCCCGUCGCCCAUCCUGCAGUCCCUGCAGCAUCCACCCACCCUCGUCCUGCUGCCACCCGGCUCUGGAGGACCCCUCCUGGGGGGACAAGUGCUCUGCGAGGCCAUCAGCUGCCCUGUGUCCUGCUCCCACCCACUGCCAGCCCCAGUCGGGGGCUGCUGUCCCAGCUGCUCAGGGUGCUGGUAUGAGGGGGUGGCCCGGGCUGAGGGUGAUGUCUUCUCCUUAUCCAAUGGGAACUGCACUGUCUGCCUCUGCCUGGGUGGUAACAUCUCCUGCAUCACCCCUGAAUGCCCCCCAGGCUCCUGCCCCAGCUCUUCACCAGCUGACUGCUGCUCCUGCCAGCCAGCAAAGUGCAGCUUUCGGGGCCGUUCGUACCCACACGGUGCCCACUUCAGCCUGGAUGGGGAUGAAUGUACCACCUGCACCUGCAGGGGUGGGGAGGUGGAGUGUUCCUUUGCUCCCUGCCCCGUGCUCAACUGCCCUCAGCACCAGCGGCUCCUGCGCCCAGGGCAGUGCUGCUUCACCUGCCAGGACCCCCCAGCCCCUGCUGGUUGCUUGAUGGAUGACAACGGGGUGGAGUUUCCCGUCGGACAGAUCUGGUCUCCGGGCGAUCCCUGUGAGUUAUGCAUCUGCCAGGCAGACGGCUCGGUCAGCUGCACACGGACGGACUGCCUGGAGAGCUGUCCCCACCCCAUCCGCAUCCCCGGCCAGUGCUGCCCCGACUGCUCCGCAGGCUGCACCUACAUGGGAAGGAUCUUCUACAACAAUGAGACCUUUCCCUCCAUCCUGGACCCUUGUCUCAGCUGCAUCUGCCUGCUGGGCUCGGUGGCCUGUUCACCUGUGGACUGUGCCAUCUUCUGCACCUACCCCUUCCACCCUGAGGGCGAGUGCUGCCCAGUCUGUACUGACUGCAACUACCAGGGUAGGAAGGUGGUGAAUGGGCAGAGCUUCACCCCCGAGGGACAGCCCUGCACCCGCUGCACCUGCCAGCUUGGAGAGGUGAGCUGUGAGAAGAGGCUGUGCCCACAUUCCUGCUCCGAGUCCUCUGCACUGCCUGCUGCCUGCUGCCCACCCUGCCAAGCCACCGAUGCCCGGCUCCCGCUGCAGAGCAGUGACCUGGCCCCAGCCCUGGCCCCACCCCCACCCCAUGAGGAUUCACCCAUUGGCACCCCCUCUCCCAGCCCCCCAUCACCCCCUGUGCCCCCUCGCCCCAGCCUGGCACAGCUCCUGCUCCCCAACACAGCCCCCCUCGGACCCUCCCGGAGGAGCACAGCGGCUGGGGAGCCCCCUCCAACCACACCCAGCCCCACUGGGCAUCCAGCGCCCCCCACUCUGCCCCCCAACAUCCCCCCCGAGGCCGCAGCCCCCCCAGAUUCUACGGGCAGCCCCAGUUUGAGUCCCAGGACCUGGGGACCCCCCCCAAAUGUGGAACCUUCUGUUGUGCCACCAGCCAGUGGGGAGAGCCAUGGUGGGCAUGAGGCACCCUAG